GGAGGAGGAAGGUGCCGCCACUGCCGCGCUGGUCGCGCACAACCGCGAAGUCCUGGCAGCGGCGAGAGCGAUGCGAGAGAGGGGCAGCGAGGAUUCCCAGUAGAGCCAGACCCGGAGCCCGUUUUCACCGAGCGAAGAGAAGCCAGCCAGCCAGCCAGCAUGUCGGUGCUCGCCCUGCAGGAGUACGAGUUCGAGCGGCAGUUCAACGAGGACGAAGCCAUCCGAUGGAUGCAGGAGAACUGGAAGAAGUCCUUUCUCUUCUCCGCGCUCUACGCCGCCUGCAUCCUGGGAGGACGCCAUGUCAUGAAACAAAGGGAAAAGUUUGAACUGAGAAAACCGCUGGUGCUGUGGUCGCUCACGCUCGCCGUGUUCAGUAUAUUUGGUGCCAUCCGUACCGGGAGCUACAUGACCUACAUGCUCAUGACCAAGGGCCUCAAACACUCGGUGUGUGACCAGAGCUUCUACAACGGGCCGGUCAGCAAGUUCUGGGCGUACGCCUUCGUGCUCAGUAAAGCGCCGGAGCUGGGCGACACGCUCUUCAUCGUCCUGAGGAAGCAGAAGCUCAUCUUCCUGCACUGGUACCACCACAUCACCGUGCUGCUCUACUCCUGGUACUCCUACAAAGACAUGGUGGCGGGCGGCGGCUGGUUCAUGACCAUGAACUACUUGGUGCACGCCGUCAUGUACUCUUACUACGCCCUGCGGGCGGCCGGCUUCAAGCUGUCGCGCAAGUUCGCCAUGUUCAUCACGCUGACCCAGAUCACCCAGAUGCUGAUGGGCUGCGUGGUGAACUACCUGGUGUACUCCUGGAUGCAGCAGGGCCAGGAGUGUCCCUCCCACAUGCAGAACAUUGUGUGGUCCUCCCUCAUGUACCUCAGCUACUUUGUGCUCUUUGUCCAGUUCUUCUUCGAGGCGUACAUCGGAAAGUCCAGAUCAUCGGCCGCGGCGGUCGCCGGCAAGAAACGCGAGUAAAAACCAGAGGAGGAGGGAGCCAAUGAGGGAGGAACACAAAGGGAGGAGGACAUGGAGAGCAGGGACCAGAGACUUGAGCGUGGCUUUGUAGGUGGAGGGCGGGGGCGGGGGAGGGGGCGGGAGGGGGGCUAGCGGGGGGAGACGGAGGGUGUUUGAGCAUCACGCUGCUGAUGGGCAGUCGUUAACGGCCCCUCCCCCCCCCAGAGGGAGGCUGAGGAAGCAGCGCCGCCAUGUUCAAAAAGCCAUCAUGAGUUGUUUGAAUUCAUUUUUUUUUUUAAACCCCUUAAAGAUACGAAAAGAAUAAAAAAAAAAACCUCCAGAUUUGAGAAGGUAGGACGUGUUCACAUGAAGAAAGAGUGGAAAUGUUUAUGUCUGUCGUUAAGAGUUCAUCCCUUUGAUUUUAACAGGCUUGAAGCACUGGUGAGUGUGUGUGUGUGAAGGUGUGUGUGUGUGUGUGUGAGAGAGCGGCACCACGUCGUCUGUGUCUUACAUUGCGUAACGCGAUAUUUUUCUCAGGUCUUAGGUUAUCUUUUUUUUUUUCCUUCUUCUUCUUAACACAAUAUGCAUAUCGAGACAGCGUGGACGUGUUUAACGCGCCGGUUUACAUUGCGGCUGAGCUGACCUUCGCCCGGCUCGGCGAACCGAGCCCGGCGCCGUGCAUGAUGGGAAAACGGACGCCCGCCGGUGCCCCGCCUCGCCGCCCGCCAUGACCUCGCAGGAGUCGCCCGCCACACCUUGAAGCAACUCGCCAUCGAUUUCUGAACACUGGUGUGUGUUGAAGUGUCCCCACCAGUGAAGGAGAGCCCAGCCUGCUGGACACUGACGGUAUUCAUGGAGGACAAACUUGUUUCUGUUUAGCAAACGUUUAAAUAAAAAAAAAAUACAAAGAAAAGAAAAAUCAAACAUGCAAAUUGUUAAAAUCUGCUGUGUUGAGAAAAAAAAAAAGUAUGUAUCCUUAAUGGUGUCUGUUGUGCUAUUUGUGCAUUUGCACUGUAUCAAUGUCAAACAAUGUUGCUGAAAAACUUAACGUAUGAACAAAGAAUUCAAAAA
Messenger RNA from Salarias fasciatus (jewelled blenny), 2022 nucleotides. It is a transcript of the gene elovl6, whose product is annotated as ELOVL fatty acid elongase 6. The record is from RefSeq and is a predicted model, not a curated record. NCBI's taxonomy places the organism in Eukaryota, Metazoa, Chordata, Actinopteri, Blenniiformes, Blenniidae. The transcript is spliced from 5 exons. Gene Ontology annotation, biological process: fatty acid elongation, saturated fatty acid; fatty acid elongation, monounsaturated fatty acid; sphingolipid biosynthetic process. Gene Ontology annotation, molecular function: fatty acid elongase activity. Gene Ontology annotation, cellular component: endoplasmic reticulum membrane; endoplasmic reticulum. Bases 160 to 972 code for a protein of 270 amino acids.